Molecule: messenger RNA, 1341 nt
Organism: Raphanus sativus (radish)
Lineage: Eukaryota; Viridiplantae; Streptophyta; Magnoliopsida; Brassicales; Brassicaceae
Product: non-functional pseudokinase ZRK2-like
Exons: 1
Coding region: 99-1205 (368 amino acids)
Biological process (GO): protein phosphorylation; cell surface receptor signaling pathway
Cellular component (GO): plasma membrane
Molecular function (GO): protein serine/threonine kinase activity; ATP binding
Source: RefSeq, a predicted model, not a curated record
UUAAGGUUGACUCUUAAAAAUCACCUUUGAAGUUUUUCUUGUCUUUUGGAGAAAAUCUGUGAACAUCUUUUCCCGGAAAAAAAACUAUUAUUGGACAAAUGGAAUCGAUGGUGAAGAAGUUGAAGCAGAGUCUAGGAUUGGGAUCAUCUGUGGAAAGCAAGGAAAAAGACAUACAGGAAGAAAAGUGGUUCACGGAGAAUGGAAGCACCUUCUUAGAAAAACUUAUCGCUGAUUGUAAUGGUAUAUCCAUUCCUAUACGCAGCUUUUCUUCUUCCCAGAUCAUUGAAGCCACUAAUAGCUUUGAUUCUAGUUCUCUUGUCUGGGGGGAGUGGGACUAUAAACUGUAUAAAGGUAACGUCGAAGACAAGUCUUAUUUGAUCAAGAGAUACUCCGAGCAUAUAGUUACAGGAGGCGGAGUUGGAGAGGCAUACAAUGACAUUGUCUUGUCUGCUAGGAUGAGCAACCACAGCAACUUUCUGAAACUAUUUGGAUGCUGUUUCGAGUUUAGUUUUCCGGUCUUUGUGUUUGAAUAUGCAGAACAUGGAGUUCUUAAUGAGAAAGGACGUGUUAUGGUAAACGGGGAGGAAGCUAUAUUGCCAUGGAGUCUAAGGUUGAAGAUUGUAAAGGAAAUUGCAAAUGCUGUGACUUAUCUUCACAUGGCGUUCCCUAAGAUCAUCAUACAUAGACAUAUCAAGCCAACCAAUAUUUUCUUGGACAAGAACUGGACCGCAAAGUUGUCUGAUUUCUCGCUCUCCAUAACACUCCCCGAGGGAAAAUUAGGAACAGAAGUUGAAAGGGUUCUGGGAACAUAUUGGUACAGCGAUCCAUUGUAUUUUAGCACGGGUUUCGUGACGGAAUAUACUGAUGUGUACAGCUUUGGAAUCUGUUUGUUGGUUUCUCUCACGGGCAGGCCAGCUUACGACUAUGCUAGAUCUGAUGGGUACUACAAGUAUAUUGCUGGCUAUGUGAAAGGCUUAUAUGAGAAGGGAAAGAUCGAUGAACUGAUUGAUCCAGUAAUAAUGAAAGACAUCACAAGUGGUCAGAGAAUGCAGGUGGAAGGUUGUGUGGUGCUCGCUUUGAGUUGCUGCGAGGAUAUAGAUGAAGAUAGACCAAAGAUGAUCCAAGUAGCAAAAGAACUCAAGCGGAUUGAGACAUCACUGAAAGAUCCUCCUAGAGAUCCUCUCUAUUCUUGGACUACACAGUAGUACUGUAUUCUACCUUUUGUGCUCAAUUUGCGCUUAACUCGCAAGCUUAUGCUCGCUCAUGUGUAAUUGUUAACCUUUUGUGUCACUUACGCUGUAUAAAUCUGCUUGCACAAUAGUAACAUAUUUUCUAUAUCAA